GCAGCAGGUGCUGGGACACGACCUACUGGAGGAGGUAGCAACUGUUCUCUCCAUAUGUUAAACAACAGGAGGACUUCGAGAAUUAUGGCCAGUUUACUUUUACCUUUACCACUAUCCCACGUGAACUGUAACGCUGAGUGGAGUCCCCAUUGAUUUAAAGGGGAAAAAACAAAAAGGGCGGGACUCACUCAGCCAGGCAUAUUAGUGAAAAACUAGCGCUAACAGAAGAAUACUAGUGCUGAAAAACCUGCCUGGUGGGGAAGACGACUACUUUCAGCUACUGGCUUUGCUCCUAAAAGUAACGCGGAGAACGGUUGAGGGGUUAGAAAAUACUUUCCGGCAUGGUUGGCGC
Molecule: messenger RNA, 352 nt
Organism: Amoebophrya sp. A25
Lineage: Eukaryota; Dinophyceae; Syndiniales; Amoebophryaceae
Source: the annotation of a GenBank genome assembly